CUGAUGAAUAAUACUCCAGCAGUUACAAGUAUAUAAUUCCCGAAGCUCAGCCUAUGGAAUCAAAGGGCUUGGGCAUGUGGAUCAGUAAUAUUAAACACAUAUUAAAUAGACAAUAAAUGAAUAUAUUUCCAUCACAUCCAAAGCACAUGUAAUUUGCCGCUUGACGUGCACGCCACUUCCGCUGAGAGUGUUUAAAACCGCUUUAAAUUGUGCGAAAAAUGGACGUGCAACUUGUACAAGAAAAUGGUGAUCACACCAGGAAACCUUUAGCAAUUCUGUUACAUGUUCAAGAAGAAACGUAUUUGGCCAAUGUCCGCAAUAUAAUUGCUGAGGAGGUGUCAGACAUCAUGCCACCCGGUAAAUAUCACUUUUGUUUUGGAGGAACAAUUGUGAGCAAAGUCAUGGAGAAAGAGCUUAGACUUAAGCAAAUUCUCGAAAAAAGUGAUGACGCGUCAUUGCACGUUGCUGUUCUAUCAAUAGAUUUACUUGAUAAUGAAGAAGGCAGCCAAGGCGAAGUUGGUUUGAAACACGAAGGAACACAAAGCCCAUCUUUUGUGUCGUCUGUCUUUGAGACUGGAUACGUACAUGAUUAUGAGUCAUUCCAACCAACAAACUCCAAAUCAGUGGCCACUUUUGAUAUAAAUAGCGACACAAUUAGCCAAGCCGAGAACCUACAGGAGUCGUCAAUGCAAGCGACAUGCUUGCCAAGCGUAUCUUUGUUGCCUGAAACCCAAAAGAAUUUCAAGAAAGUACUUCAGCUCAGGUCACCUACAACAACUGAAAUACGCAGUUUAAAAAUUCACACUGACAUUGAAAUAAAACGAGGAAAAGGUCAAGAUCAAGUAUACAAAAUAUUUUGGAAUGAGAGGGUAAGAAAAACGGCCAAAAACAGAAAUAUCCCUAACAAAGAAAUCUAUAGGCGUACUAAUGAAGAGUGGAGACUUCAUCGUUCGAAGCUUCUGGUAAACCAUGCAGGCAAGGAAGACCUGGUCAAGGACCUGGUGACACCCAACAACAUGCAAAAAAAAACAGAAGAUGGACCGAAACCGGCAAAGAAGAUGAAGGCUGCAACAGUGCCGUCCAACAUUUCUCGCGUGAAAAUCGCUUCAGCCAAGAUAGAAAACUUGCAAGCGGAAGUAAAUUUGAAGCCGGACCGAAGUUCUGAAAAAAACAGUCCAUAGUGCAGCUAGCGAAGAGCACAGGACGACGAAUUGCGAAGAGCACAGGACGCACUUAGAAAAAAUUUGAAAAAGCUGGAACUAUCAAAAUGUAUGACAGACAAGGAAACGGAAAAAGGAACUUAGAUAGCUUUCUAGAUUUUAAACUGUUUAUAAAGAAACUUUGUUCCCGUCUCUGACAGUCUGACGUUGUCGUUGUGUUCAUUUGUUAUACAGCCGCUACGUUAAGAAAUUAACGACUCACCAAAUUGGU
Messenger RNA from Paramuricea clavata, 1431 nucleotides. The record is from the annotation of a GenBank genome assembly. NCBI's taxonomy places the organism in Eukaryota, Metazoa, Cnidaria, Anthozoa, Malacalcyonacea, Plexauridae.